Messenger RNA from Dromaius novaehollandiae (emu), 2775 nucleotides. RefSeq names its product cyclin G1 (gene CCNG1). The transcript is spliced from 7 exons. Lineage: Eukaryota; Metazoa; Chordata; Aves; Casuariiformes; Dromaiidae. Gene Ontology annotation, cellular component: nucleus; cytoplasm; cyclin-dependent protein kinase holoenzyme complex. Gene Ontology annotation, biological process: mitotic cell cycle phase transition; regulation of cyclin-dependent protein serine/threonine kinase activity. The coding region runs from base 260 to 1147 and encodes 295 amino acids. Gene Ontology annotation, molecular function: cyclin-dependent protein serine/threonine kinase regulator activity. The record is from RefSeq and is a predicted model, not a curated record.
GCAGAGCCGCGCCCGGGGCCGGGCGGCCCUGCCCGCCCCACCCCCCGCGCUGCGCUGCGCUGCGCUGCGGGCCGGGAGGAGCGGUGCUGGGGGUGUGGGGCUGGCAGCAGCUGCAUGGCGCUCUGCCCGUCGCCGCGGGUGUCCAGGCCGCCUGGCGGCCCUGCCGAGUGACUCCGCGGAGCCGCUGCGGGUCAGCGCGGCGCUGCCCGCCAGAGGAGGACAAGGUGCCUGGUACACUCGUAUUUGUCUCUCGUUACAGAUGAUUGAAACCCUUGUGAGUACCGAAGCUCAGGAACUGCUGUACCAGCUCGCGGCGCUGCUGGAGCAGGAGCAGAGGUGCCAGCCGAAGGCCUCGGGCCUGCGACUGAUCGAGUCCGCUCACGACAACGGCCUCCGAAUGACUGCCCGCCUGAGGGACUUUGAAGUGAAGGAUCUCCUCAGCUUGACUCAGUUCUUCGGCUUCCAUACGGAGACGUUUUCUCUAGCUGUGAAUUUCUUAGACAGAUUUUUGUCAAAAAUGAAGGUACAGCCUAAACACUUGGGCUGUGUUGGACUCAGCUGUUUCUACUUGGCUGUGAAGGCAACAGAAGAAGAGAGAAACAUUCCCUUAGCCACUGACUUAAUUCGAAUAAGCCAGUACAGAUUCACUGUCUCUGAUAUGAUGAGAAUGGAAAAAAUCAUAUUAGAGAAGCUGUCCUGGAAAGUCAAAGCUACAACAGCCUUCCAUUUUCUACAGCUCUACCAUUCACUCAUUCAUGAGAAUUUAAGCUGUGAAAGGAGAAAGUAUCUUAAUUUUGAGAGACUUGAGACCCAGCUUAAGGCAUGCCACUGCAGGAUCAUGUUUUCUAAAGCCAAGCCUUCUGUCUUGGCACUGUCCAUUAUGGCACUAGAGAUAGAAGAACAAAAACUACUGGAGUUGACAGAGGCAUUGGAAUUUCUGCAGAUGCAUUCCAAGAUAAACAGCAGAGAUUUGACCUUCUGGAAGGAACUGGUGUUGAAGUGCCUUACAGAAUAUUCCUCGAGCAAGUGUUCCAAACCAAACGUCCAGAAAUUAAAAUGGAUUGUGUCUGGACGUACAGCACGGCAGCUUAAACAUAGCUAUUACAGAAUAACACACCUUCCUACAAUUCCAGAGACCAGCUCAUAAUAGGAGUACACUAAAAUGAAGAGAUGAGCAUCCUGUGGCCUAGUUUACAAACUGCUGAAGAUUUGAGAAAUAAAGUCUGAAACAUGAUCUAAAUGAAGAACUCAACUCAUGAAAAGAAUAUGGAAUAUUUCAGACUAAAGAUCCUUCUGGCAAAUAAGUUCUCUUCAUGAUGAUUACAACAAUGGAUAUUCAGUGUCAGUUUUUAGUCUUAUUUGUUAGAAUGUUUACUAUUCAAAGAGUGAGGCACCACAAUACUGAUACACAGAAUUCUAACACCGUGUAAUUUGUAGAGCAGCUUGUGUAAUCUAACCUUGGUUUACUGUAACCGCAGGUGCUGAAUUAGGUAUUUAAUUUCAAAAAUUUGAUCGAGUUUUGUAAGAUUAUAUGACAUUAGGAAAACAUCACGUGCAGUAGCACAGUGCUGCAGUGUUUCAAGCAAACUAAAGAUCAUCCUGUUCAGUACUAAUGAGAAUAGCAAAUGCAUGUCAGUUCACCUGACAUGCCAGUUGUGUGGUGUCAUGUGGCGUUGUGUUCUUUCUGGGCGGGGCACUGGCCAUUAAUGUAGAUACACGCUAACAACUAGGCUGUGCGGUAGUAUCUGCUGUGUGUGUCAAGUAAUUUGAGUAGGAGAAAAGGGAUGAACCUUACAUGCAAGUAGCUGACACUGCAUUAAUAACUUCAAUAUUCUCUAAGAAGUAUAGCUUACUGAGAUUGCGAAUGAUAGAGUGUAUAGAAAUACAGACUGCAAUAAAAUGAAUAUAGAAAUUUCAUGAUACAUAGCAAAGACUGAGAGGAAAGUACUGAGUCACCUGCCUCAAAUCUGAAACCAGUUUUCCAGGGUUGAACUGUACAAGAAAAAGUAAGUGGUGAUGCUGAACAGGUGCAUUUUCAUAUGCCCAGUAAGAGUGGGGCAGUCUUUCCUAUACUGGCCCAUAAGUAGGUGUGAUCUUGUUGAGAAACACUUAAGAUUGCUUUAACUGUUCUCUUUAAUGGUAAGCUUCAUAAAAUACAACUGCAUUUUCUGAAUAUUAGGUCAGUACUUGAAGAGGAGUAUCACACUUCUGGUGCUAAUGUGAAAGGGUUGAGAAUGUGUUACAGUAUGUAAGAUGGAUAGUUGUGUUGGGGGAAUGUUGCUAAUCUCUUGAAUUCUGUCACUGUGAAACAGCGGCUAUUAGUUGUAGAUUGUUAAUAACCGAUGGCCAUAUGAACUGACUUAGCAGAGAGUGAGAGAUCUGAAUGUUCUGAAUAUGGUGUGGGCCUAGAUGUUAGCCUACCAAACCUCUCUUCUUUAUAAGAGCUGAUGGGGAAAUCACGUUCCCUGCCUAUCUCAAACAAACUAUAGUUUAACACUUCACAAAAGAUUUCAUACCAAAGCUCUGUACUGAACAAAUCAAAAUUUCCCUUGAACUCAUGGGAAUGAAUGCACUGCGUGGUAUCUGAUUGGGUUAUGCAUCUUGCCAAUGCUAUCUGCACAUUGUGCUGACCUAUCAAAAACAUACAAGCAAUUCAGACAAAGAGGCUGUCAGCUUACUGGAAGAAAUCGAUAAAGAUGCAAUGUGCAAUUUAAUGGUGGUGUCAUGCCUCAAUAUUAAGAGAUGUACCUUUCAAUAAAACAUAUUGAAAUGUGA